GAAAUAUUCACUGGUCUAGUUUCUAAUGUAAUUGUAAUUUAUUCAUUUUUUAUUGAAUCAAAGUUUUAACAGCAUUUUAAAACACAUGUUCUUCUGUCUUUCAUUUUGAAGAGCUACUCACUUCAAGAAUUUUAACAAAUACUGUGUACAUAAUUUUAUGAGAAAGAGUUUUUAAUAAUUAAGUUUAGAAUCAUAAUGGUGCGCGUAAUAUCACAAAAGACAUAUGAUGAUGUUGUUAAAGAAAAUAUUGAAGAAUUAUCCAUGGAGCCCCAAGAAGCAAUUGCUGAUGCUAUUGCUCAGUUUGAAGCACAGGGUGUUGAUUUAUCUAAUAUCGUGAAAGAUUUAAUUAUGACUGAUCAAGGAGUUACAAGCCAAAUUACUUCUGCACUGCGAUUUAUAAACGAUCUUUUAACUGAUUAUAAAUAUGCUGCAGAUAAAGAGAUACUAUGUAAUUUGAAAGUUUUGUCCACGGAGUGCAAAAAGGAUAUAGCCCAUCGACUACUGGCAGCAAAUGAAAAUGCAUAUAAUACCAUAUUGUUAUGUUUAAGUAAAUGCUCACAUAAUGACGAUAUUGUAACAAGUUGUAUACAAGCUUUAAUUUCUCUCAUGGAUGGGCAACCUGAUCUGUUGGAUGAUCAAGGAGUCACUUAUAUGAUAGAAUAUCUUACAGAGCCAAAAGAGUCUCCAUUGAAGUCUCUUAUUUUACAAUGGGUUUAUAUCUGCUGUCUUAAACAUGAAAUGAACAGACAAAAAAUAUUUAAUUCAGAUAUACUACAGUGCUUAAAAUCUAUGUUGCCAAAAGCCGAUAAGCAAGGUCUUAAAGAUAUAUGUGCAGUUCUGAGAGCUUUAUGUCUUGAUGAUGAUGUCAGAGUCGAAUUCGGACAAGCACAUGAACAUGCUAGAGUUAUUGCAUCAGAUACUUUGUGUUCAAUAACUUCGUUAUUGGCAAAAUUCAGAAUGGAUGAACAAAUAGUUAGUGAGUUAAUGUUGACUCUUUCUGCUUUACUCGUCAGACAUGAAUUUUGCCAAAUGGUUGUAGACUGUGGCGGAUUACGAUUUAUAUUGGAUUCAAUGGUUGAAUUUGGUGAAAAUUAUAAAGUUAUAAAACAAAGUUUUAAACUAUUGAAAGCACUUGCUGGAAAUGAUGAUGUAAAAUUGCAAAUUAUUAAAAAUGGUGGUGAUAAUAUUAUUGCUUCUUCUUUAGAAGCUCAUAAGGAAAAUGAAGGGACAGUGGUAUCAGGAUUAGCAUGUGUUUCAGCUUUAACAUUACGAGCUCCCUCAAAUAGUAAAGCAUUUUAUGAUAAUGCAAUACCUCAGAUCAUAGCAACAUGUAUGGAAAUGCACAGAAAUAGUUUAUAUGUUCAGAAAAUGGCAAGUUGGGCAAUACGUAAUAUGGUUUCAAGAGCUAGAGAGCAGUGCGAAACAUUCAAAAGAUAUGGCGUAGAAAAGUUUUUAAAUGAGAACAUCACUAAGUUCCCGGAUUGUGAAUAUGAUUUCAAAGCAGCCCUUCGUGAUUUGGGUUGUGAUGUAAAAUUGAAAGAAGAAUGGACUGGAAAAGGAGGCAAAAUUCAGACAGCCGAAAAUAAAGAUGGAACAUCAAAGGAUACUAAUUAAUUGCAGAAUUAUGUAUGGUCGUCAAGC
Messenger RNA from Ctenocephalides felis (cat flea), 1641 nucleotides. RefSeq names its product armadillo repeat-containing protein 6 homolog. The record is from RefSeq and is a predicted model, not a curated record. Bases 196 to 1614 code for a protein of 472 amino acids. The transcript is spliced from 8 exons. Gene Ontology annotation, biological process: hematopoietic progenitor cell differentiation. NCBI's taxonomy places the organism in Eukaryota, Metazoa, Arthropoda, Insecta, Siphonaptera, Pulicidae.